AUGGAGCGAUGGCGGCCAAAGGUAGCUAUUUCCAAAAAUGAUCAGCCUCCUGAACACAAUGGUCUAUCCAUGGAUAUUGCUCCAUUCCAAAAUAUUGAAUCCGUUGCACAACCUAGAGGAAGACCAUGGCUUGGUUCUGAUGGUAUUCUUCUUGAGAUCUUGAAGAGCAUUGUGUAUGGAGGUUCAAUGGCGGUGAACGCAAGCUUAAGUGUCGUAGCAUUCGCAGCUGCUUCUGAUGCCACAACCCUGAGCAUCAUAUGUUUGGCACUCGCAAGUCUUGUUGGUGGGUUCUUCGUCAUCAGACACAAUCUUUGGGAGCUUAUAGAUGAUUGUUACAAGGAUAACUCAAGCCAAGAAUCAAACAAUGAGGCUACCAGUAAGUACAAAGAGCUACUUGGAGAAGUAAACUAUUUCCCACUACAUGUUUUUUUUUCACAAUACUAUCCUUCGUCGUGUUCGGGAUGGUCCCACCAGUUGCAUACGGGUACUCAUUAUUAAGGAAAAUGACUAACUCAAGAUGAUCAAAGAGAAAAUCAAGUCCAUCACAUUAAUCAGUCAAAAUCGUUU
This is a messenger RNA of Helianthus annuus (common sunflower), 567 nucleotides long. Its product is annotated as membrane protein of ER body-like protein. The coding region runs from base 1 to 498 and encodes 165 amino acids. The record is from RefSeq and is a predicted model, not a curated record. The transcript is spliced from 4 exons. Lineage: Eukaryota; Viridiplantae; Streptophyta; Magnoliopsida; Asterales; Asteraceae.